Molecule: messenger RNA, 1848 nt
Organism: Solea senegalensis (Senegalese sole)
Lineage: Eukaryota; Metazoa; Chordata; Actinopteri; Pleuronectiformes; Soleidae
Product: secreted protein CSS1
Exons: 10
Coding region: 227-1225 (332 amino acids)
Source: RefSeq, a predicted model, not a curated record
AACUGCUAUUGCGGUUCAGGUGAGAGUUUCCACUGAUUACGUUGCCACUACUAGUGUUGUCAGCAGGCAGUGAAGGGGGGGAGGUGACAGACUGCAGCAGAGAAAGGGGACACUAGUGAGACACACAGACGGAGCUCAUUCACUUCAACCACAGCUGACAAAAAAAACGGUCGCACUGAGUACACAACACCAGGCUGGACAAAGAGCCCUCAUCCGUUCUGCAAACAUGAUGAUGGCCUCCACUACACUUAUAAAAGACAGAGGCUUCCUGCUCUUCCUCGUAGGACUACUUGUGCCAGCAGUAUUUGUGUCAGGAGUCACCACCGUUAGUUCAUCCAUGACCACGUCAAAUGCUACCAUGGCAAACGCUACCUCACAGUGGAACAUGACGAACACCCAGUCCACCACAUCUGGAGCCAUGACCCAGUCCACUAGCAGCUCGAAGACUACAGGUUGGACCACUCAAAGUACCUCAACCUCAAUGAUGACCACCAAAUCAACAGAUGGCAUGUCAACAACCUAUACGCCCGCUGCUAUAUGCUGUCCCUCAUUCACCUGUAACUACUCAAACUGCUAUGACAUGUACAACAGUCAGAAUGAAACAUGGUGUGUUGCUGGAUCCUAUUGUCAGCUGACAAAGCAGACGGACAUGUCCUACAUUGCAAACUGCAGUCUCUCGUGUGGCGAUAAAUGCGUCAAUGACUCUCAGAUAAACUGCUUUGUGGCGUGCUGCAAAACCAUUGGCUGCCUGAAUGGCACGUUUGCUUCCAUGAUGAUGACAACGACCACAACUGUUUCAACCACCGUCAUGACAUCAACAACAACAGCUACGACAACAACCACAGCAGCCCCUACAACAACUACCAUUGCACCAAACAAUGGAAAUGAAUGCCAUGCAGGCGUCUGCGAUGGAGAGACGUGCUACACCCAAUUUAAGCUUACAACCUGCUCUGACUCAGAGCCACACUGUCAGCUUAAAAAGGGGUCUGGAACUCCCAAGUGGAAGUGGACAGCAGGCUGCACUUCCGACUGUUCUCAAGAAACAACAUGUCAGGACCAAGUACCACCCCCAUGUCAUCUGGAGUGCUGCAAUUCCACUAAAGGCUCCUGCCUAAAUUUGGAUGGCAAACUGAAUGUCUUCUCUUUCGCCACUAGAGGUCCUUAUCUUCACACAGAACUUACAGCUUCCUUGCUCUGUCUGCUGGUCGUUGCUAUAAUGCUGUGAGUUAGUGGCCCAGUUGAAGUGUGGCUCAGUAGGUAACCACGGCUUUGUGCAACUCACAUCCUCCAGAAAUAAAACAGAGGUAAACACCACUUUAUAUAUCUCAGUUAUAUUCAAAUGUGAUUGUUCUGUUUAUAUAUGUAUGGAAUCAUGUAAAGCUUCAGAUAUAAUGUUGAUUUUUAUUUCCUCUUUUAUUAAAGCUUCCUAAUCAUUCUUUUUCUUUUUAAAUCUCUGUUUUGAGUCCAAUGAAAUGGCUUUGAACAGUGUUUUUCAAUACAUCAACAUCAGGAAUCAAGAAAAUCCCAAAUGUAAAUUUCUUAUUUUUUUAUAAAGAAGCAAACUUUCUUCUGAGAGGAAAAUCAAACCAGCUAUCCAUUUAUCCUUUGUGUGUGUGUGUGUGGGGGCUUUAGCUAUGACCUUGCUCACAAGUGUAAAUGUAUCUAUUGUUGAAGUCAGAACUUAACAGCAGUCCGCAUUCCGGUUAAGAAGUCGGAAAAUGCAUCUUGGAAACGCCAUGGUUAGCAACACUGAUAACAACACACUAUGUCAGGGGUGUCCAAACUUUUUUAACGAGGGCCAUAUUUGAUUCCCGGGGGCCAAUGGUUCUUUUUUUCCCUUUUUUUUAA